GCAAACGAAAACAAACAUGGCGGUCCCAGCAAACUUCGCAUGCCCUGAAAGAGAGAAAUUCCAAUAUUGUUAUUCUACACUUAUAACUUUCGCAUACAGGGACGAUUCCGCGACUAGAACAGAUCUUAAUCUUUUGCUCGACCAUAUAAAUUCCCUCGAUUAUUCAACGAUUGUUGUAACUGCGAAGCCAGGGAAUGAGGUGCUUCAGAAAUUGUGCAGUAUAAUUCCUGCCUAUGAGGAGAGAUUUGUGGUGAAGAUCUGUCAGGUGGCAAACAACUGGAUGAAGAAACAAAUGCUGGCUCUGACAGAUGAGUGUGUGUUGUGCAUGGCAGAUUACCUGAUCAAAGCAAUACAGCGCUGUCAGACAUGGGCCAUACCAGAAAUACUCAGCUCACUUGCCUCUGUGUUCUAUGAAAAUGUUGAUAAACUGCAGCAGUAUCAUGAUACACUUCUUGGAAAGCAUGGCAUCCUGGUACAGAUAAUCAAUAAUGAUGUGACAGACACAGAGACGCUGAAGGAAGCAGUGGUGUGUGUCCAGUGUCUAACACUCAGGCCUAAGUCAGAGAGCUACCUAAGCCAAGUGUACAUUGAUAGCUGCUAUAAUGUGUUCACCAUGCUAUUACACAAGAUGUCAGCUGUUAGUAUGGACCCCCUUGUUCAGUGUAAGAUCCUGAUGUACUGUCUCCGGGGUAUUCAGAACAUUCUAAGAGUAACCAAGGACAUGCCUGUAGACAGACUGGGGGUCAUUCUUGCAGCAGUCAGGACUUACAUGUUUUACGGAGUGGGGUGCCAGUCUGCAGUGUUGCCUGAUAGUCUGUAUCCGUCCCCGUUCACCAGAGUGGAAGUUCCAAAGUCUGGCACCCUUACCCCGAAACAAGCAGCCAUAAAAAAAGAUGACACAGCAAACAAAAAGUCAAAGAGGAAAACAAAGAAAAAGACAGACACUAAAGAUCCAUCUAAACAAAAAGGCUCCAAGCAACCAGACAACGACAGUGGUGACAAUGACCUUCUAGAUCAAGGUCAGAGUGUCUCAGGUCAAGUAAACCUUGACUUUGACUAUGACCCCAUGGCAGGUUAUGCUACCUGGUCAAAGGUCAGCAGUUCAGAUUCUGAGUGGUCAGACACAGAAGGAGGUCAGGGGUCAAGGUCAAGGUCAAACUGCACCAAGGUCAGGCAGUGUGCACUCAGCUGUUUUUUCUGGAUAGCAAAGUUCUCAGACAAGAAAGUGAUGUUCAGCUACUGGUCAUCUUUCAUCCCUGACUCCCAGUCUUCCACCAACGCUAGCAACGCCCAGUCCUUGCUCAACAUCGUCCUCAAAGAUCCUUCACCCAAGUGCAGAAUGGGAGCCCUGGCUGCCCUUUCAAUCCUGCUGGACAACACCAAGCUGCUGCUGAGUGCGGCUGAAGACAGUGACAGCCCCAAGCCCUCCACAUUCACUUCAUACUCCAUAAUCCUUGGCUCCACCAUUCAGGAGAUCCAUCGCUGUCUCUUCCUCGCAAUGGCCACCGAGGACUACGCCAUCACUCUCACACAGCUCAUCAAGUGCUUUGGAACUGUGAUAGCUAAUGUGCCAUACCACAGAAUGCGGCCUGGUCUGCUGGGGAAAAUUGUGAAACACAUCCGACAUUUCAUCAAUCACAGAGAUCCCAAUGUGCGUGUGGCAUGUCUAACAUGUCUUGGUUCCAUGGCGGGUAUUCAGCCCCCUCUGAUGGAGGUGUGCCACAUCAUCCAGCCUUCCAGGCCUCCAAUCACUACUAAACCUCCCACCGAACUAGAUAGUCAACCCCUAAGGACCCCUGACACAGCUCUCAAUGUUCCUGCAGGGAGAAAGGACUUGGAUUCUGGUUUCAGUAGCAGUCCCAAUAUUAACUCCCCUGGUGGAGUUCUUCAUAGUGGAGGUGAGAGAUUGGCUGACUAUUCAGGGGGGACAACACCAACUAAGGGAACAGCGCAGUCUUCAGGGUCUGUAACUCCUGCGUUUUCUGAUCAGCUCCUGCAGAUGCAUUCUAAGGAGCGUUCCUGGGUAGUGAAGCUGUGUGUCAAGAAUAUUCUGCCCCUGGGUUCGGCAGAGACUGUGUUCUCUGCUGAUGAAGUGCGCACCGAGCCACUCCCUAUCAGACUGGAGUCCCUGCAGGUGCUUGCUAACCUUACAAAAGGAUACUUUCCUGUCAUCAGGAAUUGUGUGCCCUUGCUAAAGGAGCUUAUUCAUCAGUGUUUCUGUGAUGUGGAUCCAGUCAUAAAGCUGCACGCUGCUAAGUUACUGGAUGAGUUCACACAGGUCCUCCAGCAGGAUGUGAAUGCAGUAGAGGCCUCUGAUAUUGCAGUGGCUGAACGACUCAGCAAACAACAGGUGUUAGAGUUCUGGUUAUCCCUGCUGAAUGGUCCUAUUCAAGAGGUACUACAGAUGCCAGGCCAUGACGGAGUGAAAGCCGUAGCAUGUGACUGUCUAGCAAACAUCGGGGAUCCAGUCUUCAGAUACUUGCCUCUGGACAAGCGUGUGAUGUGCCUCACUGUGGUGCUGGGUCUGGCCAGUGAUGAGGACAGGAUAAUACGGGCCGCUGCAAUACGCACCCUCGGGAUAUUUGUGAUGUACAAGAGCCUCCGAGAGGAUGUUUCCUUUGUUGCUGACUGUGCCACAGCCAUCCUGGGUGCAAUGGAGGACAAGAACAUGUUUGUGAAGGUGAAGGCUGCCUGGUCCCUGGCCAAUCUGGGGGACGCUGUUGCCUCAAACAGGGAGGAAAGUGGUGAAGAGUUUAUGGAGGAGUUCUCAGAUGUGCUCAUGUUGAACAUCAUCACCGUGGCAACGCGGCUGAGUCAGGAUGCAGACAAGCUCAAACCCAACGCAGUCCGCACCCUGGGAAAUAUACUGAGAUGUAUGACAAAGAGACAUCUAGGCAAGGAUGCUUUCCAGCAGGCAGUGCUAGGAGCUGUUAAAUCUCUUGUCAAGUCAGCAGGGUCUGGUGCCAUGAAGGUGAGAUGGAAUGCCAGCUAUGCCAUCAGCAACAUGUACAAAAACCUGGAUCUUAACCAGGGACAAGCACCAUGGAAUGCAGACGUGCUAGGUGUACUUUGCUCAGUAAUUCGUGACUGCAAAAACUUCAAGGUGCGUAUCAAUGCAGCUAUCGGCCUGUCAUCACCACGGAAACGUGCCCAGUACGGCGCACCUGCUACAUACUGCAGGGUGUGGGUGGGAAUCAUAGAGGCCUUUGAGACUGCAGAGGACAUAGCUGACUACAUAGACUUCCGAUACAGGGACAACCUUAUUGAGCAGAUUUGCAUAGCAGUGUUCCAUCUAAUAGAGCUUGUAACUGUGGAAGAUACAGACCACCUGUGGCCUGUGCUUGAGAAGCAUGGAUCCCAGCUCUCUGUCAGCUUAAACAAGUAUUAUACAAGCAAGGGGAAACAAUCUGCUUUGGAGGCUCAUCUAGAGAGAGCGUUGAUCACCUUGGUAGCCUUACAGCCUGCUGUGGCCACGGACCUGCAGAGGCAGAGUGUCAUAUACCUCACCACCCUGAGCAACAACCUAAAAUCAGGUUGUUCAGAUGACCUUCCAUUAAGCAGACCCGUCAUGGCCUUCCGACAGACCUAUGAUUGAACGUCCUCAGUAUCACAACAAAAUACUUUUAUGAAAAGGUUAUUGACUUUUAGUGCAUAAUUAAUCAUAUGUAACAUUUACAUAUUUAUAUACCGGUAUAUGACAUAUUGUUGAUAAUUAUGUUCAUCAAAACCAUUAAAGAACUCAUCAAAGUGUUUUGAAAUCAGCAAGUAGAAUAACAAAUUCCGUAAGUUUGCAUUCAUGUAAGUGUUUUAAAGUCACUAUUUUUAAAGUGAUUUACAAACUGAGAGGUAAUUAUGUAUGUAGCUGUUAAGUUUGAACAUACAUAUUAGUGUAUAGUACAACAUUGCAUGAUGUUGUAUAAUUAAAAGUGACAGCGUCUUUAGUAUGUAAGGUGUACAUUGUUGAGUGCACAUUUUUAUUAAAAAAUAGUGUAGCUUUUAAUGUGCAGAUAUCCAUUUUGGCGUGAAACUAAUGUAUGUAAUGAAAUAAUGUUGUGGGGAUACAGCAGUUUGAACUCUGCUCUAUCCUCAACCUGCCAGCCAUUCAAAGGUUUAUAAUGAUGUUUUAGUAUUCUAAAUUAUCAUUUUAACAGCUUUCAACUUAACAUGUCAUCAAAAUGUUGUAUACCGAGGACAAGGGGUCUCUUUAUCUAGUUAAGAAAGUUUCAUUGUGUUGUAUGUGCUAAAGAAACUGUUUGUAAGAUAUGAUCAAAUUUUCAAAAACAGUUCAUUCUUUGGAUUUAAGUAGAUUCGUUUUAGCAAACUGUAAUAAAUUGUUGAAUGUUUA
Messenger RNA from Dreissena polymorpha, 4345 nucleotides. RefSeq names its product HEAT repeat-containing protein 6-like. Lineage: Eukaryota; Metazoa; Mollusca; Bivalvia; Myida; Dreissenidae. Bases 17 to 3595 code for a protein of 1192 amino acids. The record is from RefSeq and is a predicted model, not a curated record. The transcript is spliced from 25 exons.